UUUUGAACGAAUUUCAUUGUUUUCAUUUGUAUCGUGAUACGUGAGUUGUAUAUGAGGAUUGAGAGGUAGAACUGGAAGUUGUAAGCGUUCUACCUUUUUAUUGUCUUAUCCUCUUAACAGUUUUUAAGAAACUUAUUGUAUACUGUUUACAAGAAAACGAAAUUAGAAUAAUUAAUAAGCUAUGUGUUAUGUUAUUAUAACCGGCCGCAGUCUAGCAUGGCUGCUGAUAAGUUUGGCUGCUUUUAUGCUAAUUUUGACCGGUGUUAUGACGCCUAAAUGGUUGCUCGGCCAGCCAAACAUAGUGAAUGAAAACAAUAUUACCAGUUUUUAUGUUCCCAGUGUUGGUAUCUACAAUAGAUGUAUACGUACAGAACAUGACCGAAACCAUUGUGCUCCAUUCUCACUCUAUGGACUUGCAACCGAUUCAUAUGUGUAUCCUACUCCUUGGAAGGCAGCAAUGUUUUUUUUAUCCUUUUGUGCAGCUAUCCAGUUUUCUACAGUACUUGCAGGAGUUUUGGCAUGCUGUGUCCAAUCUGUAUUUAAAAAGAGUGUAAUAUCACUUGCAGGUGCCACUCAGGCAUUGGGAGGUUUGUUUGGUGUGCUGGGUAUACUGCUUUAUCCUUGGGGUUGGGGUGCUGCCCGAGUAAAGCGGCUUUGUGGUGAAUACUCUGAGCCUUACAUACCUGGGGACUGUUCUAUUGGUUGGGCCCUAUACAUGACAAUACUCGGAGUGGGUCUAGUGUUUUUGGCAAGUGCUUUAUCAAAGAUAGCGGAUAAAGCGGCUAAUUCUGACAAAGUCCAGUUUAAAAUGGAUGAAGGGAAACAGCUGAUUUGCCUAGCAUGAUACCUAUAAGGUACUGGUGAAAAUAGAAAUACGGUUGGAAAGGCUUUUGGUGGUAAUUAGUACUGGAACCAGUGUUAGUUUGACUCUUUUCACAUUUAUGAGAAAUCUAUGAAGUAUCAUUGUUGAAUCACCCUUGUGGUUCCUACAUUACUCUUUCAAACUUAUUUAUCUAAUAGGUAACGGACUGUUACAUUCAUUAUGUUGUCUUAAAUUGUUUCAAUACAGUGGAAUCUCGAUAGCUCUAAUGUCAAUGGAAAUGCAAAAAAAAACGAGUUAACGAGUUUUCGACUUGAGAACUUCGAAAUACAUAUGAUUUAACUGCUGAAAUUUCGAUGAAGUAUGGUAUGACAUAUAUCACAAGCUAAAUAAUUGACCAGGAAUAGGAAAAUAAUAAUAAGAGAGAUCUCAGAAAUCAUAUAAUCAUGAAAAUACAAAAUUUAAGUAAAAGGUUUCACAAAUAAAUCAAUAAAUAAUAAUGAUUGAAUUUAUAUAGUAAGCAAUGAGCUGAAAAUGUUAAAGUGUCAUUUAAACUAUUUUUUUUUUAAUUUUUCUUAGAGCUGUGAAAUGGAUAAUAUAAUUAUUAUACCAUGCUGAUUGGCAAAUAGUGGGUUGUUGUUUUGAAUCAAACUGAGCAUAUGACUGCAUAUCAUUUGUCUUUAAAGACCGGCAACACACUCGUGAGCCUUCUGACAGUUCGCAUUUAAAUAAAAAUAGUAAUCUAUGGCCAAAAUAUACUUUUAUAGCCACUUAUAGCCGUGUUGUGUUACCUUUGUGAGAAGCGUACCAACAAUUGAAUACGUCUAUAGUUCCUACAGUUUCUAUAAUUCACAAAUGGUGCUGUUACCAGGUGCAUUUAUACUUCUUUUCAUUCUAGAAUACUCAUCACAUUUUUGUGAACAUUAGUGUAAGAUUAUAAUCUAUUGCAUUGUCACAUUAACCCCUUUAUUUAUUACUCUUGCAUCUCUUGCUAUUAAAUUGUUUUUACCUUGUGACAAAAAGAGACAUAACUUUAGUUAAAAAUUUUGUAAAUAAGGGGGUCCUUCCGUUUAACAUAUCCUAUAUUAUGAUUACUUCGGAUAUUACUUCUAUUUGACAAUUGACAUUUAGAGUAUGCAGUGACAGAUGUCUAUUGUCAUUUUAUUUAUUUAUAAAGUUUUUGAUGCUCAAAAGUGAUUUGAUAUUUUUUUUCUAGCUAUUGCUAAUUUUUGUACAUCACAUGUUUAUAUGUUACACAACCAUUGUUAUACCUAUAUAUUUUGUAUUCUAAACGUUUUAUCAAAGGAGAAAUAGUUCAAUGUCGUGUCUCGUACAUUAUGACUCGAAUAUACAGACUGAUUAAUGGCUUCCAUAUAUAUUUUUUAUACGAAAAUAUUUCUGUAAUGCCUUAGUAUACAAAUCUACCAACAUCAAUAUUUAUAAACAAGAGUUUUGUUUAAAUAUUUUCUUGCAAAACUUAUAUUUGUAUAAACUAUUUAUUAGUGAUAAAGUGCUAAUUUUUAUUAUAAUAUAAGAAGACUUUUAAGACAAAAUUUAAAAUGAAUAAUUAUAGAUUUUGUUAUUUUAAAUCAUAUUUAAAUUUGCAUACAUAUUUAACUUAAAAUUUAUGUAGUUGGCUAUUGUAAACGGAAAAAGUCUUUGUUAUUUGAUUUAAAAAACAAUAUGUAUUCAAUUUUACAUUAGUCCUCUUCGUAUUCGAAUAUCAUGGACACCUUAUAUAAUUUUAAAUGUUUUAUCAUUUAUAAUAUGAUAAUAAUUAUUUUUUUAAAUAAUUGGAACAUUUUGUAAUUAAUCAGGAUCUAAAUGUGCCAUUAUAAGUAUUUUUAAUUCAGGAGAUUUAAGGGUAAGAUUCAGAAACGAGACUUGUGAUGAAUUGUGACUCUUAUGUCAAAUCCAAUUUCUUUUUGAUGCACUGGAGUCAGAGCUGUCUCAUUACUGAAUGUUACUCUUCAUAAUCUUCAAGUUUCAUAGUAGGA
Molecule: messenger RNA, 2817 nt
Organism: Pieris napi
Lineage: Eukaryota; Metazoa; Arthropoda; Insecta; Lepidoptera; Pieridae
Product: LHFPL tetraspan subfamily member 2a protein
Exons: 5
Coding region: 182-844 (220 amino acids)
Cellular component (GO): membrane
Source: RefSeq, a predicted model, not a curated record